AUUUCUUUUUGGAUACUAACUUGCAAAUCUGAAGAAUGGCAUUCCGGACAAUUUCUGUGUUGGUUGGAGUAUUUGUUUGUUCCAUCUGUGUAAAAGGAUCUUCUCAGCCCCAAGCAAGAGUCUAUUUAACAUUUGAUGAGCUUCGAGAAACCAAAACCUCUGAAUAUUUCAGCCUAUCCAACCACCCGCUAGACUACAGGAUAUUAUUAAUGGAUGAAGAUCAGGAUCGGAUAUAUGUGGGCAGUAAAGAUCACAUUCUUUCUUUGAAUAUUAACAAUAUAAGUCAAGAACCUUUGAGUGUUUUCUGGCCUGCAUCUACAAUCAAAGUUGAAGAGUGCAAAAUGGCUGGCAAAGAUCCGACACAUGGCUGCGGGAACUUUGUUCGUGUAAUUCAGACUUUUAAUCGCACUCAUCUAUAUGUUUGUGGGAGUGGUGCUUUCAGCCCAGUCUGUACUUAUUUGAACAGAGGAAGGAGAUCAGAAGAUCAAGUUUUCAUAAUUGAUUCCAAGUGUGAAUCUGGGAAAGGACGCUGCUCUUUCAACCCUAAUGUGAACACUGUAUCUGUUAUGAUAAAUGAGGAGCUUUUCUCUGGAAUGUAUAUAGAUUUUAUGGGAACAGAUGCUGCUAUUUUUCGAAGUUUAACGAAGAGAAAUCCGGUCAGAACAGAUCAACACAAUUCUAAAUGGCUUAGUGAACCUAUGUACGUGGAUGCUCAUGUCAUCCCAGAUGGCACUGAUCCAAAUGAUGCAAAGGUAUACUUCUUCUUCAGAGAGAAACUGACCGACAAUAGUAGAAGCACAAAACAGAUCCAGUCCAUGAUUGCUAGAAUAUGUCCUAAUGACACUGGUGGACUGCGUAGCCUUGUCAACAAGUGGACAACUUUCCUAAAAGCAAGACUGGUGUGCUCAGUAACAGAUGAAGAUGGCCCAGAAACAUACUUUGAUGAACUAGAGGAUGUAUUUCUACUGGAAACUGAUAAUCCAAGGACAACACUAGUAUAUGGUAUUUUUACAACAUCAAGCUCUGUUUUCAAGGGAUCAGCAGUGUGUGUUUAUCAUUUAUCUGACAUACAAACUGUAUUUAAUGGGCCUUUUGCCCACAAAGAAGGACCUAAUCAUCAACUUAUUUCCUAUCAGGGAAGAAUUCCAUAUCCCCGUCCUGGAACUUGUCCUGGAGGAGCAUUUACACCCAAUAUGAGAACCACCAAGGAGUUCCCAGAUGAUGUUGUCACUUUUAUUCGGAACCAUCCUCUCAUGUACAAUUCCAUUUACCCAAUCCAUAGAAGACCCUUGAUUGUCCGAAUAGGCACUGACUACAAAUACACAAAAAUAGCUGUGGAUAGAGUUAAUGCAGCUGAUGGUCGAUACCAUGUCCUCUUUCUAGGAACAGAUCGGGGCACUGUACAGAAGGUGGUGGUUCUUCCGACAAACAGUUCUGCCAGUGGUGAGCUAAUAUUGGAGGAGUUGGAAGUCUUUAAGAAUCAUGCUCCCAUAACGACAAUGAAAAUUUCAUCUAAAAAGCAACAAUUGUAUGUGAGUUCCAAUGAAGGAGUUUCCCAAGUAUCUCUUCAUCGCUGCCAUAUCUAUGGUACAGCCUGUGCUGAUUGCUGUCUGGCAAGGGACCCUUACUGCGCCUGGGAUGGCCAUUCUUGCUCUAGGUUCUACCCAACUGGGAAGCGGAGGAGCCGAAGACAAGAUGUGAGACAUGGAAAUCCAUUGACUCAGUGCAGAGGGUUUAAUCUAAAAGCAUACAGAAAUGCAGCUGAAAUUGUUCAGUAUGGAGUAAAAAAUAACACCACUUUCCUUGAGUGUACCCCCAAGUCUCCACAGGCAUCUGUCAAGUGGCUGUUACAGAAAGACAAAGACAGAAGGAAAGAGGUCAAACUAAAUGAACGGAUCAUAGCCACUCCACAAGGACUCCUCAUCCGCUCCAUUCAAGAUUCUGAUCAAGGAUUGUAUCACUGUAUUGCAACAGAAAACAGCUUCAAGCAGACCAUAGCCAAAAUCAACUUCAAAGUUUUAGAUUCUGAAAUGGUGGCUGUGGUGACAGAUAAAUGGUCCCCAUGGACCUGGGCCAGCUCUGUAAGGGCUUUACCCUUCCACCCGAAGGACAUCAUGGGGGCAUUCAGCCACUCAGAAAUGCAGAUGAUUAAUCAGUAUUGCAAAGACACUCGACAGCAUCAUCAGCAGGGAGAAGAAUCACAGAAGAUGAGAGGGGACUAUGGCAAGUUAAAGGCUCUUAUCAACAGCCGGAAAAGUCGAAAUAGGAGGAAUCAGUUGCCUGAGUCAUAAUUUUCUUAGAUGGAGUUUAUACUUUCUCUAGCAAAUGGUCUGUCUUCAAUGA
Molecule: messenger RNA, 2343 nt
Organism: Suncus etruscus (white-toothed pygmy shrew)
Lineage: Eukaryota; Metazoa; Chordata; Mammalia; Eulipotyphla; Soricidae
Gene: SEMA3C
Product: semaphorin 3C
Biological process (GO): negative regulation of axon extension involved in axon guidance; negative chemotaxis; neural crest cell migration
Molecular function (GO): chemorepellent activity; semaphorin receptor binding
Source: RefSeq, a predicted model, not a curated record